AUGUUCUUCCACGCCUAUGUCGCUAGCCCAGGAAGCACUCAGUUCGUCAAGAGCGAGAGGAGUGAACGAUCGGGAUCCGUCAUUGUAACGACGCAGAGACUGAUCUUCAACUUCUACCGGAGAGCCCCAACGGAUCCGACGAGUUACCCCGGCUACGAAGAAGUCGAGUGCAGGGGCGGGAUGGGAGGAAUCUGGAACGUCAUUCCCCGCGGGAUGAUCGACGACAUUGUCUUGAUCAAUGGAGGCAUCUCAGAUGGACAAGGCUCUUCGCACACCCGGAAGACUGUCCAAGUCGGGGGGAAGUUGAUCAUACGAUGUCACGACCUGAGGGAGGUUGCUGUGUUCUUUCCCGACAUGGCCUCGGCGAAGCGAGUCUUCGCUCUCCUGACAUACGACAGAGGGCUCAAGGUUGGUGUUGGUGGAGCCACGAGUUUCUCGGAAGACCUCAAAGGAAACAUCAGCGCUGAGGAAUGGAUCGCUGCAAGACCUCCAUGGUCCUUCAUCACCGAUACGAGCAUGGCGUCCAUCCCUGUGGUCCCAGCAGCACUCGCGGGAGAUUGGAGGGUGACACAUGUGAACUGGAUGUAUCAGACCUGCAAGUCGUAUCCGAGGACACUCCUGGUCCCAUCCUCUGUGACGGAUGAGGAGAUCGGGAGAGCAGCAGCGUUCAGGUCUAAGAAUCGCUUCCCUGUGGUGGAGUUUGUCUACAUCAACGGAGCAUCCAUCUCAAGGGCCUCCCAGCCUAAGAACAAGGAAGACUUGAAGCUGUUGGAAAGUUUGUCGAGAGUGGGAGAGACUCGGCAUUCUCUUGUGGUGUUUGACGCUCGGCCUCCCAUGAGUGCGUACGCCAACUACGCGAAGGGAGGAGGGGUGGAGCGAUACUCCAACAUCGAAGUCUCCUUCCUGGGGAUCGAGAACAUUCAUGCGGUCAGGAGCGCGUUGAGUGAUUUCUUGAAGGAGGAGCUGUCCCUGUCGUCCGUGUGGAUGUCGUCUGUGUCUUCUCUCAUCUCAGGAGCCAAGCAGUGCAGUGAAAAGGUUGCGGCCGGGAAUUCAAUUUUGCUUCACUGUUCGGACGGAUGGGAUCGCACUCCUCAAAUCGCGUCGCUGACUGCGAUCAUAUUGGAUGCAAGCUCAAGGACGGUAGAGGGCUUCUGCGCCCUCAUCGAGCGCUCAUGGGUAUCCUUCGGCCACAAAUUCGAUCAGAGGUAUGGGAGAGAAGAGAGCAAGCGCGAAGAGUCUCCUGUUUUCAUCCAGUUCCUGGAUGCUGUCUGGCAACUGCUAGUCCAGUUCCCAGCUGCAUUUGAGUUCAACGACAAGUUGUUGGAGUUCCUGGCCGACGAGGUUUAUAUCGGAAGGUUCUGCAACUUUCGGUUCAACUGCCAGCAGGAGAGGUUUUGCAACGCUCAGCAAGGAAAGAAUCUCUGUGGUUCAAACCCAUCGGACAACAUUUGGAAUCACAUCAGAAACUUUGAAAAAUCUUUCAAAAAUGCUCGUUACGAAUCCCCCCCGGUCACUUCCCCCCUCUCGCCCAAGGUGCAGAGCGGCGAGCUGUCGGUGUGGUACAGGUGGAGGCUCAGGAACGUUAUUUUCCCUCAAAUCACGUGGUUUUUCCCUCGCGCAGAUAUACCCCGAACCGAUCUGCCUUCUCAUGAGAUGCAAACCCAGCCAGAGAUCAGGGCGUUGGAUGCGUAUUUCGACAGCGAGCCGCUCCUACAAGCCCUCCUCAUCAAGCGAGAAGCUCUGCCGACAUUCUUCCCGUUCCAUGUCCAGUCUGCUGUCCAAGUGCCUCCUUUGGAGUCCGCGAUCAGUCAAGAAGCGCUAGGAGAUUCGUACGAGGUUGUAUUUAGAUAA
Guillardia theta CCMP2712 is the source of this 1851-nucleotide messenger RNA. RefSeq lists its product as hypothetical. Gene Ontology annotation, molecular function: phosphatase activity. The transcript is spliced from 13 exons. Bases 1 to 1851 code for a protein of 616 amino acids. Gene Ontology annotation, biological process: dephosphorylation. Lineage: Eukaryota; Cryptophyceae; Pyrenomonadales; Geminigeraceae. The record is from RefSeq and is a predicted model, not a curated record.